CUAUAGGCCAGUGUGUCUUUUUUAAAUUUAUGUGACCUUGGGGCUAUUGUUUUGGAAUUUUACUAUACCCGCGUGUUUACUGAGCUUUCACCUCUUGUGAGACUCCAGGUCCGUUCGCUGACUUGUUUCCAAUGUGUUUGAUCGAUUGCUGCGUAUGUAUAUUGUUGAAGUGACUACCAGCUUAAUAAAUGGCUAAUAAAAAAUGCAUGCCAUUGAUAACUACUUAUAAGUCGGAUGAUUCCUCUCUGGAUGAUGACGAUGAUUAUUUACUGAAUGGUGGUUACAGAAAGAAUAAUUCCAAGGAUGUAAUUGAUGAAGAUGAUCAACCAUUGUCUAAUUUUCGUCAUCUACAAUCAUCGCAACGUAAUUUUUUUGAAAAUAUGAUCAAUGUACCAUCCUCUGAUGAUAAUAAUAAUAAUAAUGAGGGCAAACAACCUAUCUCAUCAUUAUGUGAAGAAGAUUCAGUCUUACCGAAUUUAUCCGAUUCAGAUGAUUCUGCCUCGUUGUCAUGUAGUUCUGAUGAAGAAUUCAAGGAGUUAGUAGAUGAAUUUUCAUCGUUACCUGUAACUGAACUUUUAAAAUCCAAGAAGUUUGCCAUGAUAUGUAGUGAGAAAAAGCGUGAAAAAAGCAAAUCAUCUGAAAUGAUGAAUACAGGUUAUUCACAGUUUUUUCAUGAAAUUCAGUCUACUGUAAAAUCUGAACAUCCAAUGAUUAAUUUCUAUGAUCUAUGUCGAUUAAUCAAUGAACGUUGGAGUCAAUUACCAAAGAAUGCAAAGAAGGAAUACAAAAAACGGGCUUUGGUGGCAGUCCGGUCCCAGCAACUAACGAACUUUACGGAAUAUCGUUCGAAACUUUUGAGUUUAAUAAGCGAAAAUAACAAAAUUUGCUGUAAUCCUUCCUGUCAAAAUCCAGUUAUCUACGAUCCUCGAUGGAAUGGUCAAUAUUGUUCAACAGAAUGUGUUGGAGAACACUGUCGGUUAGCAUUUAAUGACUGGUGUAAAAAUAAGCCGUCUGAUCAAAAAGUGAUGCCUUCUGUGAAUAUGGACGUAAAGUACAAUUCUCAGGUUUUAUGUGAUCCGGUUAAAACUGUUCAAAAUAUUCCAGUUCAAUCAUCACUCGACAAAAUGAAUGUUAACGAUUCAAAAUCCUCUUGUAACGAUAGUAAUGAUAAUAAUAAUAAUAAUAAUAAGAUUACUACGAGCACUACCAUAACUACCUCUUUUAAUACUACCAUGACCAAUAUUAGUAAUUCAAAUAAUUCAUCUGAUUGCCUUUCAAUUAGUUUAAAAAGAAAACCUCUAUUCGAGUCAUUGAGAGCUACACAAUUUAACAAUAAGCCAAUUUUAAGUAAAACAGCUUCAACAACUAAUACAACAGCAUUGUUGACGCCAUCGAAUCAAACUUCAUCAUCGUCAACUUCUGGACCGUCAGUAGAUCAUCUUACUCUGGCGGCUUUGUGAUAUAUUUCUUCUAAGCUAUUUCAACUACUUGAUGUUGUAAUUUAAUUUGUUAACUUUCUUUUUCUUCGCUGGCGGCAUGUACACCAACAAAACACUUUCGAUUAGUGAGAUGCAUUUUUUUCUAUUAGUAUUAUUGAAAGAAAAACAAUAAUCACAACUAGUUACGGUAUUCUUUGUGUGCUUUUUUCUCUGUGAAUUCUGAUUGACAACUGCUUUCCUCUUUCUAAUUUGUUUGUUAUUUGUGCUGUUGUUGUUGUAUACAGGUAAAAGAAAAGUUUAAAAAAUAAAACGCCUUGGAGAGU
Messenger RNA from Trichobilharzia regenti, 1762 nucleotides. The record is from the annotation of a GenBank genome assembly. Lineage: Eukaryota; Metazoa; Platyhelminthes; Trematoda; Strigeidida; Schistosomatidae.